Paralichthys olivaceus (Japanese flounder) is the source of this 7412-nucleotide messenger RNA. It is a transcript of the gene irs2b, whose product is annotated as insulin receptor substrate 2b. Gene Ontology annotation, cellular component: cytosol; plasma membrane. The record is from RefSeq and is a predicted model, not a curated record. Gene Ontology annotation, biological process: insulin receptor signaling pathway. Gene Ontology annotation, molecular function: insulin receptor binding; phosphatidylinositol 3-kinase binding. NCBI's taxonomy places the organism in Eukaryota, Metazoa, Chordata, Actinopteri, Pleuronectiformes, Paralichthyidae.
UUAUGUAAGUUCCAACAGGGUCAACAACGAAAAGAUCAAUUCAACUCAGCAAUAAGAGCGAUGUCAUAUAGACAAAUACAAAUACACAUAACAACGUUUGAAAUGAUAAUAAAUGACAUAUUAUGUUAUUAUUUAAAACUAAAACCAAUGUGACAAGUGGAAAUAGAAGUUGUUGCACAUUGCGUGUGAAUGACGUAGAUACAGUCUUUAUAGGUCUUUUUAGGCCCACACAAAUAAAAAACUAAUAAAUAUAGACAAUUGUUUUUGGUUUUAAUUUCUGGUACUUUACUAUAGGUACAGGUUCUGCCUUUUACUCCAUAUACACAGGACAGACAGACAGAAAGACACUUUAUUGAUCCGGAUGGAAAUGUAGGGGCCUAACAAAUAAAGAAAAUCAAAUAGGGGUAAAUCUGACAAACAUGAAAAGCCAAAGUGAUGAGGCUCAAACCGAAGUAAACAGGUUAUUACACAUCGUCAGAGGUUGUUGCAGCGGAACAAUGACGCAGAUAAAGUCUUUAUAGGUCAAGAACAUGUUUUUCCAACAAAACAUCCUCACACAAGCCAAAUAAGUGCUGGAUCAUUCACAGGAGCAGAGCUGCUAUAAAUAAAGCGUCGGUCCUGACUGGCUACGCGCAAAAGAGUCGGAAGAGGGCAGAGUGAUAGUAGGAGGGCCUCUCUCUCUCUCUCUCUCUCCCUCCUUUGAACCUGAGCCAUCUCACUCCAGCAUUCAUGCCGUUUCCACCAAUAGGCCCAAUGAGCUGACUGCGCACCACCCACUAUCUGUGUGUGUGUGUGUAUGUGUGUGUGUGUGUGUGUGUGUGUAUUUUUUUCUCCUCCUCCGUUCCCCUUCUGUUUUUUCCGAGCAGAGCUGGAUGUGUAGACCGUCACAUGUUGUUCACCCUCCUCCUCCUCCUCCUCAGUCCGGACACCGGGAGACAUGUGUUAUUUAUCGCUCAGCUGUGCCACGGGAAGAACGGACGCUCGAACGGCUCUGGAAACUCCGGAGGAUUAAAAUCCAAAAAAAGACAAAUCAAAACAUCAACAACAAGCUCGAGCGUUUCUCCGGUAACUCGAGGAACGAGCAGCGGCGGCUUUUGUGUCUGAGCGCCGAGGACUAGAGAUGGCGAGUCCGCCUCACGCCGGAGAGCAGCCGUCGGCGCCGAGCAGCGACGUGAAGAAGAGCGGAUACCUGAAGAAGCAGAAACACGGACACAAACGCUUUUUCGUCCUGAAGGAGCCGAGCGAGGGCUGCCCGGCGCGGCUGGAGUACUACGAGAGCGAGAAGAAAUGGAGAAACAAAUCGGCCGCGAAGAGAGUGAUCCCCCUCGACUGCUGCCUCAACAUCAACAAGAGAGCCGACGCCAAACACAAAUAUCUCAUCGCUCUUUACACCAAGGACGAGUAUUUCGCGGUGGCGGCGGAGAACGAGCCGGAGCAGGAGAGCUGGUACCGGCUGCUGGCGGAUUUAAUGGCCGAGGGGAAAGUCUACGACGGCUCCGCGUCCAACUCGGCGUCCUCGCUGGUUGGCUUCGACGAGGCGAGCUACGGUGUGAUCACGCCGGUCGCCGCCGCCUACAAGGAGGUAUGGCAAGUGAAUCUGAAAUCCAAGGGCCUGGGGCAGAGCAGGAAUCUGACCGGGGUGUACAGGCUGUGUCUCUCCAGCCGGACCAUCAGCUUCGUCAAGCUCAACUCGGAGGUCGCCUCCGUCGUCUUGCAGCUGAUGAAUAUCCGGCGGUGCGGCCACUCCGACAGCUUCUUCUUCAUCGAGGUGGGUCGGUCUGCGGCCACGGGUCCCGGGGAGCUCUGGAUGCAGGCUGACGACUCCGUGGUGGCGCAGAACAUCCACGAAACCAUCCUGGAAGCGAUGAAAGCCAUGAAGGAGCUGUCGGAAUUCCGCCCGCGCAGCAAAAGCCAGUCGUCUGGUACGAACCCGAUCUCUGUGCCCACACGGAGGCACCUGAACAAUCUCCCCCCCAGCCAGACCGGCCUUCCCCGGCGGUCUCGCACUGACAGCAUGGCCAUGACAUCUCCUGUGAGCAAGUUUUCCUCCUGUCGAAUACGCACUGCCAGCGAGGGAGAUGGCACCAUGACACGCCCCAUGUCAGUAACCGGGAGCCCGCUCAGCCCAGGGUUCCACAGGACCCUCCUGAGCAGAUCUCACACCAUUACAACCCACCCUUGCAGGACAUUUGAAUCUUCUUCCCUCCAGCACAGUAAGUCCAUGUCUAUGCCCCUGUCUCAUUCCCCACCCAUGGGUGCCCCUAGCCUAGCGAGCCUGUCCUCCUGCCAAGACACCGGUGCCCCUCGCCCCUCCAGUUGCAGUGCCUCCUUCUCAGGCUCACCUAGUGAUGCUGGUUUCAUAUCAUGUGAGGAGUAUGGCUCUAGCCCUGCUGAUGUACGAGACCUUAAGCUGUCGCUCACCCUCCGUAGCAACACUCCCGAGUCUCUCAGAGCUGAGACUCCCCCCUCCCGGGAUGGCAGUGAGCUUGAUGGCUACAUGGUGAUGGAGCGGCAAAAUCUGAAUGGUUACCGUCGGUUACCAGAGUUGGAAAAGGCUUAUCGAAAGCGCACAUACUCACUCACCACCCCCCGCCGGCAGAGGGCCCCUCCACAAGUAUCUUCAGCCUCCCUGGAUGAGUAUACUCUGAUGAGGGCCACAUACACCAGCAGUAGCCAGUCUUCUCGCAGGUGUCACACUGCCUCCCCUAAAGGGACCUUUCCUGAGGAUUACAGGGACGUCCAGAUCGGAUCUAAAGGUGUACAAGCUGACAGUGGCUAUAUGCCAAUGAUGCCAGGUGUGGCACCCCAGACACCAAGGUCCAAGGAUGAUCCCUACAUGCCAAUGAGCCCUAUGUGUGUUUCUGCUCCAAAGCAGAUCAUCAACCCCCGUUCACACUCCUCUUCAGCAGGGCUGGCCCCGCACACAGACUCCCCCGGGAGUGUUUCUCUGGAGGACAGUGGCUAUAUGCGCAUGUGGUGCGGAACCAAGAUGUCAAUGGAAAGUACUGAUGGAAAGCUCACAAAUGGAGAGUACUUGAAUAUGUCUCCUGUUGAUCCUCUUGUGUCUCUUACACCCCCAGACUAUAUCCUUAGUCCCUCAGGAGGAGAUCCCAACCCCCAACUUCACAGACAGCCUUAUUUUUACAGCUCUCUACCACGCUCACUCAAAGGCCUGUUGCAGCGCAAUGGGUCCACGGACACAGACCAGUAUGUGAUGAUGAGUUUACAGAGACAGCGGAUAGAAGAGGAGUCCAACUAUUGUCCUAUCUCACCAGGAGACUCUGUGGCCAACAGCUGUCCAGGGACACUGUCCUCUGCUGUCUCUCCUCUCAGACUGGCUCGGGUAGAUGGAGGCAUGCUACACCGGAGUAGGUUGUGUCGACCCACCCGUCUUGCUCUGGAAUCCCUCAGAACAUUGCCAUGUAUGAGUGAACACCCUCUUCCCUCAGAGCCUCGCAGCCCUGGAGAAUACAUCAACAUAGACUUUAAUAGUGCAACCCAUAACCCUCAGGCAUCCACUGUGUCAGAGAGCUCUGAAUCCUCUGUGAGUUUAAAGUGUGGAAAGGGGGAAUCCCUUCUACUAUCAGACUAUACCAAUGUUGAGAUCACCUCCCCAGGUCAACUUGGUUCACACAAAGCUAAGGGUUCCUCCCCGCCAGGGUGCCUAAACCACAUGCCUGAAGCCUUGACUUGUCCUCUGGUGAACACACAGCAGGGCAUGCAGGGAGGUGAGGCGGAAGAAAAGGAAAAAGGCAUAGGGGGACAGGCAGAGGAGAGGGGGAUGGUAGAGGAAUAUCCUCUCCAACAGCAGGUGAGUCUGUUGUGUCAGCCUCUACCAGUCAAGGAUGACUACACUGAGAUGACAUUCAGUCCUCCUGCCCCUCUCCCUGCUCUUUGCAGCACUGAUGCUGCUUCCCUUCCUACCAGCCCCACCUCCUGUGUCCAGAGACUUAACCUUGGGAACAGCAUUGUGGACGGGGUGCCCCAUGUCCCAGAGGACUCAUUUCUCAUAGGAGGUCCUUCAUUGUCUGUCACUCUUGUGGAUCCACACAGGGGGGCCAAAGUGAUCAGGGCUGACCCUCAGGGUCGCCGGCGGCACAGUUCGGAGACCUUUUCCUCCACCACCACUGUCACACCUGUGUGUCCAUCGUUUGCGCACGACACCAAACGGCACAGCUCUGCCUCCGUGGAGAAUGUAUCUCGGACUGUUAACAGCUCUGAGGCACCUGAUGAGGACUGUGGCAACAACAGCCCCAUGUGCAGAGAGAUGUCAGCUGGUUAUCAAAAUGGACUUAACUACAUUGCCUUAAACUUGAUGGAGGGAAGCUUUGGAGGAUGCAGGUUAGGGGGUUGUGAUGGACUCCUGAGCUUCAAGACGGCCUGUGGCUGCAAGGGAGGCAUGACUUGUUUCAACACCAGCCCCUACGCAAGCAUGGGAUUCAAGGAGACUGCUGCUGCUGUGAAAGAAUGAAGGUUGAUGGAUCCCCCUCCCCCGUCUCCCUCCCUGUCCUGUGAAUGUCGGAUUUGGCUGCAGCCAAGUGACAAGGUCGCCACAACGACAGUUGGACCAUGCGCUGCAGCUGAUGUCCUUUGACCUCUUCGCUGCCUUCAAGGUUCACAGGGACUGCCAUCACCAUGGAAACAUGGACACUUGACCCUUGCCCCAAAUCUUCCCUCCGCUUCUCUUGGCGACAACAGAUUCAGGCGCCAUCGCUGCUGUAGUACUAGAUUACUUUUGAAGAGAAAAUAACAAGAACUUAAAUGGACUACUAACUCUAACCAUAGAUAGGUAACUAUUUAUCUAUUUAUCUCUGUACGUAGGCCUGCAAAAUUAUUCUGCAGUAUAUUGUUUAUGUUAACUAUUGUUAUUACCAUUCUCACACUUUCAACUGGCUUCCUUUUGGCUUCGGCCAAUUAUCGCCAGAAAAUCUCACCUGAAAACCUGUGAACCAAACCUGGAGAGCACGUGCGCACACGCACACACACAAAGAACCUUACAUGCAUACAGAUCACAUGUAUUUAUUUAUUUAUCUAUCAUGUCUGUAUGCUGUAAAUGAAAUGUGUGUGUCAAUUUUUAUACAGAUUGUACUGCAAAAGAGGUGGCAUUUAUGAACAUAUUUAAAAUCAGAGUUAACAUUUGCUUAAACAAAAUAAGAAAACCCUACCUCAGCAAAAACCAGGUUGGUACCAAUUCACACAGUAGAAAUAUAUAUAAAAUAUUUAUUUUCGGAGGUGAAUGUUUUUUAAGAAUCACCAAUCCAAAGCCUUACUCUAACCAUCAGCCCUUGUCUGAUGGACCUUUUUUUUAGUUUGGACCUAUAAACACGCAGUAUAUCAAAGAUUUACUUGAUCAUCUUACAAGACUGAAUGUGCAUCAGAGCAGAGUGAGAGAGAGAUGGCCUCUCCGAGAUUAAGCUCCUUCUCUCCCCACACAUUUAUGACAAUAUAAUGUAUUAAAAAUCCAUAGUAAUAUAUUUAUCAAUAUGCCUGAGAUGGAGGAAUUUAACACACUAAAAGAAUUCUUACAGUGGAACUCUUGACACUGCAUUGCAUUACAUGCAAGUGUCUGAACAAUGCAGCACGAACCAGGUCUGCCUGGACCUGAGCACCUGAUCUGUGGCCUGUCUGAGCCCAACGCCCUGUCCACACUAAUACGGAUAUUUUGCUAAAUGAACUUUUCCCUCUAUGUUCAAGCAACUCGUCCACAAUCAAAUGACGUUUCAAGUCAAUAAAAAACAUUUUUACAAACGUCUUCCAAAGUGCAUGUUCAUGUGUAUCGGUGUGUGCAUGUGAAACGUUUGAUGACAACACAGCUUACUUGGCGCACACCAAUUUUGUUUUGUAUAAUGAGCAUGCACCAGAAACAUCAAUGGUGGCUAUAUACCAGUUUCAUCUACUGUUGGUUAGUACUGCUGAAUGUAAUUAAAAGUUUGCAGCUAUAUUUAGCAUCACUGCACCGGCAUUCACAGGGUUCUCUCUUACGAGAAGGAUCAUGGAUGUAGACUUUAUCGCCACCUACUGACCUGGCAUGCUUGUUUGAGUGUUUGUGAGCAUUUGAGUGUUUCGCAUUCAAGUCCGUGUGGAGAUAUUUUGUAAAACAACGGUCGUGUGGAUGGAGUUUUUUUUAUAUUUUUAUUUUUUUUAAAUGGAGGGAAAAAUAUCUGUUCAAAAAAAUAUCUGCAGUUGUGUAGACGAGGGCCAAGUCUCAGCAUCUUUAUAGACUUUACCAACUCACUGUUCACCUGUGAUAUCCUGCAGGAAGUAUAAUGACCUGUCAAGACAAGGGAUGGGCACAUGAAUGUUUGAAGUUAUUUGUAUGGAGUAACUGGACAGCCCAGUAUUGUACAUUUUCUCACCUGAUGCCUCGCUGUGGGCGUCUUGUCACACCACACCAGACAGCACUGAGCAAUGUGGCUGAAGCCGGACGCAGUCUGUCCAACGAGCCGCUCCAUAGCUUGAAUUCACAGCCUCCACUGCACGGUCUUGCACUUACAAACUUUCUAGAUUGUAAGACAAGACACGUUGAAUGUAGUACGCUAGUAACGCUGUGUUCUGAACACACGACCCAAACAAAAAACAUCUGCAACUACGGUAGUGAAACAUGCAGAGGUAGAAAAUGGAGACCAUACCACAGACUCAAGCCGAAUGAAAAGAGACAACCAGGGGAAGUAUCUUAUUAUUUAUCUGAAUUCACUGGUACCUAACCUUUGCUUCUAUGCUGUAAAUAACGCGAUGUUACAGAGAAUUACAUCCAAGCAACCGCUGUUAAGUUAAAUAACUUAUGUUGUUUGUACUGUACAUAGUAUGUGUUCGAGUGAAAUUUCUGAUAUAACAAAAGCACUAAUUAAGUUAUAUGCUAAAUUGUAUGGUUUGGCUUUGAUUUUCUCUUUUUUUAAACUGUCUUGUGAAAUGGAUGCCACUAUGAGGACAUUUUCUAAUGCUGUAAUUCUGAAAAAAAAAAAGAUUUUAAGAGAAAUCAUUAAUACUUGACAUAUUCAAAAUAAAUUCUUGUUACUACGGUACAACACAAAUGGCAUAUAUGCAAUAUUUACACUUUUAAGAAUUAGUUUACAAAGAUGUACCAAAUGUAUAAAUACUGUUAAUAAUGUUUGUUCAUACCUUAAAUCAGACUUUUGCUGUUUGUACAUUUUUUUUCUUCAAAUUUGAAAUGGAAACUUUUUUCUGGUUGUUUUUUGAGCAGUGUUUUUGCAUUUGGAUAAUGUUUCAAGUUUUUAUUCAGCAUCUAAAGGUUACGAUAUGGGCCCCGGCUUAUCUUGCUGUGUCUUUCAUUGUAAAUAUUUCAUAUCUUGCAUAUUGUGACGCUACUAAGAGAUGAUAAUUUAAACAUAGUUCAUUGCUUUAGAUUGUAUUGAUUCUUUAUAGACACAUGCAAUAAAUAAUGAUGUUAUUUA